AAUAAUAAUAAAUAAUAAUGUCGCGUCUACGAAAACAAUAUUUCGGUCGCGGUUUGGUGGAUUGCGACGGGCGGCGAAACCAGUUUCCCCCCCUCGUUCCGCUUGCACGACAUUACGUUUUAUUCUCUUUACUAUAUUAUCCGAUCGCAAUCGUCGGCCGCGAAAAUCACUCCUUCUUAAAAUAGGUUUUAAUUCCAAAACGACGUAUGAUAAAAGUGUAACGACGUCGUGUCACCCGGUAUCGAUCGAGAGAGCAGAAAAAAUUUUGAAAACCGACACGACGACCGACCGUUUCCGACCCAACCCAAAAGAAGACCGGCCCCGUAUCAUUUCGAUGUUUAUGACGUUAUGAUAUAUUAUGUUAACCGCGCGCUCGCGCGCGUGUGUGUGUAAAUAAUCGACGGUCGUGUAUUCAUUAUUAUUUUUUUUCCUCUUGACGGGCGGCGGCGGCGGCAGCGCGCCACACACACAAACACAUAAUAUACACUGUGCUCUGCCGCGGAACCAGCGACCGAGACGAGUAGGAGAGGUACACGCACAAAACGGGCGCUCGACGAGCACUCGCCCGCCCCCGUCGGCACUGGCGUCAGUACGGCCGCAGAGCGCGUGGGUGCCGGUUCGGUGUGUUUUGCGUUCUGUUCUUAAUUUUAUAUUUUUUUCGAUUUUUUGGCGGUCCGUUUCCCUCCUCCCCCGUCACACGACCCAGGAACCGACAUGUCGUCCGUCAUCAACGUGCGGCUCAACGAAAAGAUGACGUUACAGUUCGUUGAGCUGUACCGGGACCAGCGGGUGCUCUGGGACAAGGAACACGAAGCGUACAACAAACGGACGGAGAGGUUGCGGGCGUACCGACGGAUCGCCGAGGCCAUGUCCGUCGAGGGACUGGGCGUGCCCGAGGUGGCCAGCAAGAUCAAGAACAUCCGUUCCACGUACUUGCAGGAGCUGAAGAAGAUCAAAGACUCGGCGCAGCGGCACCUGGUCCAGUCCGAGGAAGAAGUCGCCUCGUCGCCGUACGUGCCCAAACUGCUCUGGUUCUCCAUAUUGGACUCGAUGAUCGGCGGCGCGGCCGUUAAACGCCUGUACUCGUCACCGUCCACCGCCGACAUGCUAUCCAUAGAUUACGCAGACGAAAGCAGCUGCCCCGCAGGUUCCAAUAAUUACAGCACCCCAUACGACUACAACUCUUCGUAUGCCAGUGACUCGGCCGACCCUGCAGUCAAAAGAGAGAGACCGUCGUCUUCGUCAUCGAUGGUGGAUGAAGUGCCACCGGCCAAGAGGCUGAUGUACGAACGACAGCAAUCGUCCACUGAGCUCUUCUCCAGAUACAUUGCCACCUCGCUGGAAGCACUGCCGCCGCGGCUGUCAGUGUGGGCACAAAAAGAAGUACACGACGUCCUGGUCAAGUACAAAUUUAUGGAAUUAGACCAACUAGACAAAAUUGACCAACAGCGUUGACGACGACAGUCAAUCAUACUAAUAAGUAUACGCAGCUUAGAAAUAAAAUCGUCCCGAAUGUAACUAUACGAAUUUUGUUAUUUUCCUACCGGCUCGUAAUCAACGACGGAUCAUCGAUUUUCCUCCAUUUCAGUGCAAAACGGCGAAGGGCUAGCGUGUAAAAUGUUCUUUAGAAUGUAAACAAUAAACCUUUCUAUACGGCGCGUCUCAUGUUUAGCCGUUUUCGGCGCGCACAUCGAAAGUCCCGAACACAUUAUUAUAAUAGGUAUUGCGCACCUACUUAUACCAUACAUGGCGGCCUGCCUGCCAGGUGUUCAGAAAAUAUUAACAAUAAUUUUAAACCGUCUACUAUUGGGAACAAACGGUUUAAUUCAGCGUUGAGAGAACAUAUAUUGCGGGUACGUAUACCUACUAUUAUUUUAUAAUGUUUGUAGUGGAUAAUAUUUUUAUUUGUUAUCCUUUUAUUUGUCGUUCGUACAAUACCUAUUCGCUUGGCAUUUCGAUUCCCUUAAAAUGGAUAAAUAUAAAGAUUGCUCGAACCGUCGCUGUCUUCGAAUUCUAUCGUGCACAGUUCUAUAUAGUAGAGCUGCUGGGUAUUUGAAGAAUUUUUCACCAUGAAAUGUUUUUUUUACCAUACAUCCUAACCCGAGUAGAGGGGCGACUUGAGGCGACGCUAAAAAUAUCCAUUAUUACGCAAAUUGGCCGCCGCGCCGACUUCAAAGCGAACGUUUUCGAAUCGAUAGGGACCGUAAUCUCGCGGCGCUGAAUCUGCGCGUUAUCGACUAGAGACCCCUACAACUCAUCCACUCUCCCUACUACCUUAGGACGAAUUUUGUUUUGUAUGAAAUCGGACCGGCGCCGAACGGCGAGGGAGAACGAUAUUUUUUAUUGUUGUCAUCACUCAUCAAUCGCGGCGUAUACUUAGCACUUAAGUAAAGGUAAAAAUCAAUUGUUUUUUUUUUUUUAUCAUGGUAUAUAGUGUAUUAUAAAAUGUUUGUAAAUAAUAUAUUUUAUGACUGAAUGUAUUUUUAUUGACGGUUCAUCAUCGGACUUUAAAAAUCGAGACAUUGUUUAUUAAUAUUAUUUUAAUUUGAUAUAAGUACCCAACAUGUACAUUAUCUAUUGUAUUAAACAUAAUAUAAUAUAUUAUAUUAACAUA
This is a messenger RNA of Aphis gossypii (cotton aphid), 2614 nucleotides long. RefSeq lists its product as uncharacterized. The coding region runs from base 715 to 1455 and encodes 246 amino acids. The record is from RefSeq and is a predicted model, not a curated record. Lineage: Eukaryota; Metazoa; Arthropoda; Insecta; Hemiptera; Aphididae. The transcript has 2 exons.